CCACCACAGGUUUCAACUCAAUCGCCGAAAAUGAAGAUGCCCUCCUCAGACAUUUGUUCCAAGGUUAUCAGAAAUGGGUCCGCCCUGUAUUACAUUCUAAUGACACCAUAAAAGUAUAUUUUGGAUUGAAAAUAUCCCAGCUUGUAGAUGUGGAUGAAAAGAAUCAGCUGAUGACAACCAAUGUGUGGCUCAAACAGGAAUGGACAGACCACAAGUUACGCUGGAAUCCUGAUGAUUAUGGUGGGAUCCAUUCCAUUAAAGUUCCAUCAGAAUCUCUGUGGCUUCCUGACAUAGUUCUCUUUGAAAACGCUGACGGCCGCUUCGAAGGCUCCCUGAUGACCAAGGUCAUCGUGAAAUCAAACGGAACUGUUGUCUGGACCCCUCCCGCCAGCUACAAAAGCUCCUGCACCAUGGACGUCACGUUUUUCCCGUUCGACCGACAGAACUGCUCCAUGAAGUUUGGAUCCUGGACUUAUGAUGGCACCAUGGUUGACCUCAUUUUGAUCAAUGAAAAUGUCGACAGAAAAGACUUCUUCGAUAACGGAGAAUGGGAAAUACUGAACGCAAAGGGGAUGAAGGGAAACAGAAGGGACGGCGUGUACUCCUAUCCCUUUAUCACGUAUUCCUUCGUCCUGAGACGCCUGCCUUUAUUCUAUACCCUCUUUCUCAUCGUCCCCUGCCUGGGGCUGUCUUUCCUAACAGUUCUUGUGUUCUAUUUACCUUCGGAUGAAGGAGAAAAGCUUUCAUUAUCCACAUCGGUCUUGGUUUCUCUGACAGUUUUCCUUUUAGUGAUUGAGGAAAUCAUCCCAUCGUCUUCCAAAGUCAUUCCUCUCAUUGGAGAGUACCUGCUGUUCAUCAUGAUUUUUGUGACCCUGUCCAUCAUUGUUACCGUGUUUGUCAUUAACGUUCACCACAGAUCUUCUUCCACGUACCACCCCAUGGCCCCCUGGGUUAAGAGGCUCUUUCUGCAGAAACUUCCAAAAUUACUUUGCAUGAAAGAUCAUGUGGAUCGCUACUCAUCCCCAGAGAAAGAGGAGAGUCAACCAGUGGUGAAAGGCAAAGUCCUUGAAAAAAAGAAACAGAAACAGCUUAGUGAUGGAGAAAAAGUUCUAAUUGCUUUUUUGGAAAAAGCUGCUGAUUCCAUUACAUACAUUUCAAAACAUGUGAAGAAAGAACAUUUUAUCAGCCAGGUAGUACAAGACUGGAAAUUUGUAGCUCAAGUUCUUGACCGAAUCUUCCUGUGGCUCUUUCUGAUAGUGUCAGUAACAGGCUCGGUUCUGAUUUUUACCCCUGCUUUGAAGAUGUGGCUACAUAGUUACCAUUAGGAAUUUAAAAGACAUAAGACUAAAUUACACCUUAGACCUGACAUCUGGCUAUCGCACAGACAGAAUCCAAAUGCAUGUGCUUGUUCUACGAACCCCGAUUGCAUUGUCUUUGUGGAAAUGGAACAUCUCCUCAUGGGAGAAACUCUGGUAAAUGUGCUCAUUUGUGGUUGCCAUGAGAGUGAGCUGCUUUUAAAGAAAGUGGAGCCUCCUCAAACCCCUGCCUUGGCUUUCCCAGACAUUCAGGGAGGGAUCAUAGGUCCAGGCUUGAGCUCACUUGUGGCCAGAGUGCACCAAAAGGUGUUGCUACUUGGUGGAGGAACACCUCCUAGAAGCAGCAGGCCUCGGUGGCGGGGGAGGGGGGGAUCCACGUGGAAUUAAGGAGGUCUCGGUGUCGAGCUAUCUGUGUGGGCAGAGCCUGGAUCUCCCACCCCGCCCUGGCCUCCUUGGUGGUUUUGUCUGAGCUGCAAACUGGGGCCGUGUUAUGCUUCUUAGCAAUGGGCCAGGCAAAUCUCAACAAGGGUUUGGGGAUUACACUGGCAGGACAGCUGGCACUGCACACUUAACAAUAACACAGAUUCCAAGUUGCCUGGCCUACCGAAGCAGGUGUUAUUCAUGGUUUAUUCCCAGCAUGAUAAGGCUUUCAGAUGGUGAAACUGGAGCCCACUGUGAGCUGUGACUUGCUUUAAGGUCAUGCAUACCAAAAUAACUCACAAUAGAAACAAAGCCCUUUGCUACCAGAAGUGGAUUCAUUAAUACCCAUUAUCUUUUCCUAGUAAACUAGUGUACAGAACAUUCUCUGAUUAAUGGUUUUUUAUGUCACCUCAUCUAAUCGGAUCCAUACCAACACUAUCCCCUAGGCUCCACCUGCUGUUUCCCUGUCUCCUGGCACCUGGGUGGGCUUCAACCCCACCCACCAUCAUUCCUUCUCUAAGACUCCGAGGGGAGUCUGCUCAGGUUCUUCUUGCCCUCCAAAAUUGCUGCCGCUGCCCAAUCCUUCCUGAAUUUUAGCUUAAAGCAAUUUUUCUCUCUGCCCAGUUAUAAAUCCAAAUCCCUUUCUGGAGUACUUUUAGGCAUGGCUCUUGCAAGCAGUUUGCAAUCUAGGCUGGGUGGACUGGCUCACACCUGUAAUCCUAGCACUUUCAGAGGUCAAAUCAGGAGGAUUGCUUGGGAGUUUGAGACCAGCCUGCUCUCUACAGCAAGACCCUGUCUCUACAAAAAAUUUAAAAAAUUAAAAUUUUAACAAUUUUAAAUGGUGAUGUGUGCCUACAGUCUCAGUUACUCAGGAGGCUGAAAUGGGAGGAUCACUUGAACCCAGUAGUUGGAGGCUGCAGUGAGCCAUGAUUGCUCCACUGCACUCCAGCCUGGGCGACAGAGCAAGACGCAGUCUCUUAAAAAAAAUCUAAGUGGCUGGGCGUAGUGGCUCACGCCUGUAAUCCCAGCACUUUGGGAGGCCAAGGUGGAUGGAUCACAAGGUCAGGAGAUCGAGACCAUCCUGGCUAACACAGUGAAACCCCAUCUCUACUAAAAAUACAAAAAAUUAGCCAGGUCCAUGCCUAUACUCCCAGCUACUUGAGAGGCUGAGGCAGGAGAAUCACUUGAACCCGGGAGGCAGAGCUUGCAAUGAGCCGAGAUCGCAUCACUGCACUCCAGCCUAGGCAACAGAACAAGAUUCCAUUAAAAAAAAAAAAAAAAUCUAAGCAUGAAACACCUUCACAUAUUGUUACCACUGAUGUAUUUCGUCUUAUUAAUGCCAUUUAGUUUGUGCUUUCUGUAUAACAUUCUCUUGUUCCUUCACCUUUUUCCCUUCACCUUUUCCCCCCCUUUUUCAGCCUUGGCCGAGUUUGUAAUUUGUCCAUUCCUUCUUUGCCUUUAAUGGCUUGAAAGUUACAUGUCCAC
This is a messenger RNA of Gorilla gorilla gorilla (western lowland gorilla), 3221 nucleotides long. It is a transcript of the gene CHRNB3, whose product is annotated as cholinergic receptor nicotinic beta 3 subunit. Gene Ontology annotation, cellular component: postsynaptic membrane. NCBI's taxonomy places the organism in Eukaryota, Metazoa, Chordata, Mammalia, Primates, Hominidae. The coding region runs from base 171 to 1325 and encodes 384 amino acids. Gene Ontology annotation, biological process: monoatomic ion transmembrane transport. The record is from RefSeq and is a predicted model, not a curated record. The transcript is spliced from 5 exons. Gene Ontology annotation, molecular function: acetylcholine-gated monoatomic cation-selective channel activity; transmembrane signaling receptor activity.